Molecule: messenger RNA, 1747 nt
Organism: Culex quinquefasciatus (southern house mosquito)
Lineage: Eukaryota; Metazoa; Arthropoda; Insecta; Diptera; Culicidae
Product: luciferin 4-monooxygenase
Exons: 2
Coding region: 82-1698 (538 amino acids)
Biological process (GO): long-chain fatty acid metabolic process; fatty-acyl-CoA biosynthetic process
Molecular function (GO): long-chain fatty acid-CoA ligase activity
Source: RefSeq, a predicted model, not a curated record
AGAUCACCUCUUGCCAUCAGUCUUCUUCUAUCCAUCCUAUUGUGCACGUCCUACUGUUUGUCUGCCCCCCUUCGCGCAACAAUGACCGCAUCGUUCAAUCCCGAAACAAAGAUAUGGAGCGGCCCGUUUCAACCCCCGAUUCUGAACCCGGAGGCCAACUUUGGCCAGUCCGUGCUGGCCGUGAUGAAUCUCAACCCGACAAAGGUCAUCCAAAUCGACGCCGACACGGGACACUCGAUGACCAACGGCGAGAUGCGACUUCGGGCGAUCCGCGCGGCGCAGAAUCUAGCGGAACUUGGCCUCCGGAGGGGUGACAUGGUGGCUAUGGCCUGCGCCAACAGCGAUGGAGUUGCGCCGAUGAUGCUGGGACUGCUGUUCAACGGACUGCCGGUGCACAUGUUGGCCCCGAACUACGGCGUGGAUGAUUUGCGACACAUGAUGGGGAUUACCCAGCCGAAGUUGAUCUUCUGCGACGAGAGCAAUUAUGAUAGCGUAGUGGAAGCAGCUGAGCUAGCUGUAGUGGAUAAGCCUUUGGUGUACGCUUUCGAGUGUGAUUUGGGAGGGGUCAAGAAGGCGGAAGAACUUUUCAAGGAAACAAAGCGUGAGGUCGAGUUCAGCCCUCCAUACCUGGGAGAUUCCAGCAAGCUGCUAGGUAUCGUUCUGUGCUCCUCGGGGACAACAGGUCUCCCAAAAGCCGUUUGUCUGUCCCAUGCCCACCUGAUCGCCAACUUCGGAAUAUCGAUCGGAUCGUUAGGUCUCGAGGUGAUCUUCAACUUUAGUCCACUGUUUUGGGCGUCCGGGCUUCACACCCUGAUGACGUCCCUGUACAACGGCACAACACGGCUGAUAACCCGCAAACCCUUCGGUGAAGAUCUAUGCUUCGACCUGCUGGAGCAAUUCCACGUGGAUGGCAUCUUCACGCCACCUUCCUGUGCCCACCUGCUGCUGCAGCAUCCUCGUAUCGCUGACGUCUGCUGGGCAAACAUCAAGCUGUGGUCAUUCGGAGGUAGUCCGCUAUCGGAUAGGAUUCGGGACUCAAUAGCAGCACUACUACCCAGCGGGAAGACGGUCAACGGAUACGGUUGCUCCGAGAUCGGUAGCUUCACGUUUGACGCUGAAAAGCAAAAGCCGAAUUCCGUCGGCGUCCUAAUGCCGAACAUCCGCGCGAAAAUCAUCGAUGACAACGGCAACGCCCUCGGUAAAGGAUCUCACGGAGAGCUGCUGGUCAAGUUCUCCGGGAAGUUUCUCGGAUAUUACAACGACCCGGAAGCCACCGCCCAGUGUUUCGGUGAAGAUGGUUGGUUCAAAACCGGAGACGUUGCGUAUUUCGAUGAGGAGGGAUUCCUGUUUCUGGUUGACCGGAAGAAGGAUUUGUUAAAGUACCGUGGUCACCAGAUUGCUCCAAGGGACCUGGAGGCGAUCGUUGAAAAGAUUCCUGGAGUUGGACAAGUUUGUGUGGUCGGAAUUCCGGAUGCGGAUGGUGCCUCGGACUUGGCUACAGCAGUGAUUGUCAAGGGGAAGGACGCUUGCCUUAGUGAGCAGGAUGUUCUAAAGGAGGUGAAUGAAACUGUCGCCGACUACAAGAAACUACGAGGUGGUGUGGUUUUCGUUGAUGAAUUUCCGAUGACGGUUACGGGAAAACCGAUGAGAAGAAUGUUACGUGAUGUGGUUUUAAAAAUGGUGAACAAAUAUCAAUAGUUUAAAUAGAUUUAUUAAAGAUUUCAACUUAUAAAUAUUUGAAAAAAAA